CUCCGUUUGGCUGCCCGUACAUGCACAAGGCGUAUGUACCGUGGCCUAUCAGACAGUACCUCUAGGCACUGCUUGGAACUGAGGCUAUUGACUUGUCCUUCUGUUCUGUUCUUUGUUCACAGCUUGUUCCCCAACAAAUCUCGGUGAGAACCCUUGCAGACCAGCCGUCACGGUCAAAUCUCUCACUAUGCCUUCGGUACAUGAGGUGUAUGCCUUUUAUAUACCCUGACGAUAUAUAUACACCCAUUGUAUCAUCUGAUUUAUAUCGAUGUGCUCAAUCCACAAGCGUGUUCCGUCCAAUCUGAGUUGAAAAUAACCCUUUCUCCCCAUCCUGAGAUUCGCCAAUUCUCUUCGCCUCUUCGCCUCUUCACCCUUGCUCACUCCAAACACUUACCGUCCGUUAUUAUCACGUCGAGAGAGCUCGGUCGAAAACGGCUUUCGUACAUCAAAACCCCCUUGAACAUUUCAUUAUCCCAAUGUCAACCCGACUGUUCACCGAGGAACGCGAUGUGAUUUUGGACCCACUCAAGGCACACCGGUGUCGCUUGAUCAAAGACAAAGAGGAGUUCGAGCCGAUGACUCGAGCGAGUGAAAUCAUGUUGACUGCCGAGGAGCCCUCCAUACGAACUUACUUUUGUGCGAAAAGCGUUGUGACGGAUUACAUACGGAAUCACCCCAAUGAUCCGCGUGGCUACAAGGAACUUGGCAAAGUUCACCUGUACAGUUGUGUGCCUGAGAAUAUCGACUUGGCAGAAGAAGCCUUCAAGAAAGUCCAAUCACUGUCAGGCAAUAUCGAUGCAGAGGGAUGGUACUUGUGGUCUAUGUGCCAUCGGAUUCGCAUGUUCGGUUGUGGUAGCACCAGUCAGCGGUCGGACGAAAGCAAAACGUCAACCCUUCAAAACGGAAAAAGAUAUCUUAGACUCACCGAAAAAGGGCUGAAGCUGGCCCUGAAACACUCCAACGGGUCGAACGUUUAUCGUUUUGCGUUAUCUGACUUUUACAGCUCUACGAACCGGCUGUCAAAAGCACUAUCCACGCUUCAAUCUGGUAUCUCAGCCUCCCAACAAACCCAAGUAGAUGCAGCGAUCUUUCACCAACUUGGCCGAUUUGGAAUAUCCUGUAUAACCGGUUUACAGGAAAGAGGCCGACAGGAUGGAGCGAAAGAGGUUGGCAUGGGUGCAUUGCAAUAUUACCGACAGGCAAUCGAAAUCGGGGGAAAUGACACGGAAGAAUGGAAGGCCGAGCUUGCUAAUGCGGAGUUGAUAGUGGAUCAAUUGGUUGAACAAACUUCCGACUUAGCAGACUUUUCCACCGAGCCAGACUUUAAUCCAUCAGGCCCUAUCUCCUUGAAACGCUGGCUUACUGCCUCACCCGUAUCCACUCAACAGGGUGAUGACUCCUUGUCCCCAGAAGAAGCCGACGUUUCUGGACGAUUAUCGGACCCAAUUUCGAAAGAAUCGGCUGCGAACCUGACUGAGUUUCUCGAUAGGAUUGAAAAUCAAGCCCAAACUUACCAGAACGGUGAUCCGGAUGGCUUGAUCGAGAACUUCAGAUGGCCUCACCCCCCGUCACGGUUAGGAGAGCCUCGCUUGCUAUCUCACCAACCUGGUCCAUCUAUGAAUCCUUGCCGGAGGAAUUGGGGCGAUUCUGUGGGACCGACCAGCUUCCUCUCAGGCCCUACCUUCUGUCAUUUGGCAGAGCGGAAAUCGAACAACAGACCUUUACCUGAUUCUUACAACUUGACGUCAAGGUAUACUGUUGAUGAAUUCGACGAGGAUGAACUUAUUCCUUCACCGUCAUGUACAUGCUCCACUUGAAAUAAUCGUAUAUUUCCAAGCAGAGGUGCCCACAAGAGUUGUCAAUUGUGUAUUCUUCUCUUGAGGGUAUCUUACUAAUAUCAAACCCUUGACGAUUUCUCAACUUUAAAUGUUGCUCAAAGUUCUUAAAUUAUUAGUUGUUGUUGUUUAAACGCAUUUAACGAUCAUUCGCCAAAAAAAAUACAGAUUAGUCAAGUAUCGAGUAAAAAGC
Molecule: messenger RNA, 2028 nt
Organism: Puccinia graminis f. sp. tritici CRL 75-36-700-3
Lineage: Eukaryota; Fungi; Basidiomycota; Pucciniomycetes; Pucciniales; Pucciniaceae
Exons: 5
Coding region: 477-1817 (446 amino acids)
Molecular function (GO): protein binding
Source: RefSeq, a predicted model, not a curated record